UAUCUUUGCUCAUUCAUGUUUGUUUCUGUGGUUUUCCUGUAUUUUACAAUGAGUUGUUGUUUAUUUGCAGGUUUAUGCAUUGAUGUCUUUCUUGUCGCUUGUAUUCAAUAAGAGCUCAAUCUACUUCAAUUCUAUUCGAGAAGUGUAUGAAGCUUGGGUUAUAUACAACUUUCUGUCACUGUGCCUGGCAUGGGUAGGUGGUCCAGGUGCUGUUGUUUUAAGCCUUACUGGGCGCUCUCUUAAGUCAAAUUGGUGUCUGAUGACAUGUUGCUUCCCUCCUAUUCCACUGGAUGGGCGAUUUAUAAGGAGAUGCAAACAAGGGUGUUUACAGUUUGUGAUUCUAAAACCAAUAUUGGUGGCAGUUACUUUUCUACUUUAUUCACAAGGAAAAUACAAUGAUGGGAAUUUCAGCGUGGCACAAUCCUACUUAUAUCUCACCAUUAUAUACACCAUUUCUUACAGUCUGGCACUCUAUGCUUUGGCCUUGUUUUACAUGGCAUGCAGGGAUUUGCUCCAGCCCUUUAAUCCUGUUCCAAAAUUCAUCAUCAUUAAGAGUGUUGUUUUUAUGACCUAUUGGCAGGGUGUUUUGGUUUUUCUUGUUGAGAUUGGUUAG
This is a messenger RNA of Lactuca sativa (garden lettuce), 613 nucleotides long. RefSeq lists its product as uncharacterized. The record is from RefSeq and is a predicted model, not a curated record. NCBI's taxonomy places the organism in Eukaryota, Viridiplantae, Streptophyta, Magnoliopsida, Asterales, Asteraceae.